GAAUAGAAAGAAGUUUGGACCUGUUUGUUUGAGGAGCGAGAAAAGAGGAGGAAACAAUGGGCGAGGUAUCUGAAACGAUGACGAAGAAGAAGAAGAAGGGACGCCCAUCUCUUUUGGAUCUUCAAAAGCGAUCUCUCAAAAAACAACAACAACAUCAUCAACAACAACAACAACAACAAAACCCGAAUUUAAUCAAUUCGUAUCCUCACGCUGUUCCACAAGAUGACGACGAAGACGAGCGCAAAGAGAAGAAGCACAAGCUCUUGGUUGGUUUGAAUUCCCAUCUCCGUCACCAUCCAACAUUAUCGCCAUUCAAUUCUUUCCCACACGGCGAUCCCGAUGCCACCAACAAGAGGCCCAAGAUUGAAACGGAUGGAAAGGUUCCGAAAGCGACUGACAGUAAACAUGGUAAUGAGGGUUCACAGGGGGAGUCCGGUCCCACUACACCUUUGCCAGACAAAAAGCUCUUGCUGUUUAUCCUUGACAGACUUCAAAAAAAGGACACACACGGGGUAUUCUCUGAGCCUGUGGAUCCAGAAGAGCUUCCAGAUUAUCAUGAUAUCAUUAAACACCCGAUGGAUUUUGGAACUGUGAGGAAGAAAUUGGAUGGGAGACUAUAUACAAACUUAGAACAAUUUGAGAAGGACAUGCUCUUGAUAUGCUCUAAUGCGAUGCAAUAUAAUUCACCAGAUACUAUUUACUAUCGACAGGCCCGAGCAAUGCAAGAGAUGGCACAGAAGGACUUUGAGAAUCUGAGACAAGAUAGUGAUGAUGAUAGUGAACCACAACCCAAAAUUGUGCAGAGAGGAAGGCCACCAGGCAAGCACACAAGAAAGCCACUGGGCAUGUCUCCUUCAGAACGUGUUGGUCCUGAAUCUUCCUCUGAUGCAACUCUUGCUUCUGCUGGGGAUAUUGCUUGUGCUUCCAGUGGUUAUAAUCUAAGAAAAGCACUAAGCAAAUUUCAGCCUACAGAUUCAUCAGCCAGGGCAUCCCACAGCAAUUUUAACAGUGGAGGUUAUACUAGUUGGUCGUCUGAAUGGGAGAAUGAAUUUCCUGCUUCUGUUGUAAAAGCUGUGUUAAGGUAUGGAAAGAAGCAGUUUAUGGUCGAUGAGACCAGGCGUGACACUUACAAAAAUCCAGUUGCUGUAGGAAAUAAACCACCACCAGUAUUGGCCGCAGUUGAAGAUGAAUUCAAGCAACUUCUUGCAGUAGGUUUACAUGCGAAGCAUAGCUAUGCAAGAAGCCUAGCUCAUUUUGCUGCAGAUCUUGGUCCUAUUGUUUGGAAGAUUGCUGCAAGGAAAAUCAGUAGUGUGUUGCCAAUAGGACAUGAAUUUGGUCCUGGAUGGGUAGGUGAAGAUGAAGUGUCACAGAAGCAACACUUCCCAGUUUAUGAUGAGGAGGGAACUUCAGACCCCACUGUACCAGAGGAUUAUAAAAGUAGAUUUCCUUCUCCAUCUGGAUCGUUCCCUCUUGCAAAUAGAUCAUGCUUGCGAAGUGGAGACAUGGUAAUAAAUAGAGAAUUGAAUUACCAAAAUGACUUGAAUCCAGUCAACAGUGUUAGUGGUGGAAUAGAAUCCAUGACUCCUUUGAGGAAUCAGCGGGAACCCAUGGUGCACUCUGAUGAUUUUGGUUCAAAUGGUCAGUUAGGUUCUAAUUUUUCAUCUCAAAUGAAGAUGGUAAGACUUGCUGACUUAACUGGGUCGCCGAGUGGGGGGAAUGUUCCUCAAAUGUUUGACAUGGAUCACCUAAGCAGCCUUACCAGCCCCGUUGCACCUACAAAUAUUAAUACUCCUUUUAAGGCCCAGUUCUUAAACAAGUUAAGCCAAUCAGACUCCAGUAAUUUAUUGGCCUGGGAAUCUGGAUUUGAGUCGCAAAGAUUGUCUCAAGGCCUUGCGGGAAAAUCAUCUUGGCAGGGAUUGCAAGUUCCCACAAAACAGAAUUCCUUUUUACUUGCUAAUGACUUAAAUGGGAACAUUGGAACAACAAAUUCACCUAGUUCCAAUGUGGAGUCUGGUUCUCAACUGCAGCCAAAUUUGGCAUUGCAGCUCUGA
Gastrolobium bilobum is the source of this 2051-nucleotide messenger RNA. RefSeq lists its product as uncharacterized. The record is from RefSeq and is a predicted model, not a curated record. Lineage: Eukaryota; Viridiplantae; Streptophyta; Magnoliopsida; Fabales; Fabaceae. The transcript is spliced from 9 exons. Gene Ontology annotation, molecular function: protein binding. The coding region runs from base 57 to 2051 and encodes 664 amino acids.